This is a messenger RNA of Puntigrus tetrazona (Sumatra barb), 1386 nucleotides long. RefSeq names its product G-rich RNA sequence binding factor 1 (gene grsf1). Lineage: Eukaryota; Metazoa; Chordata; Actinopteri; Cypriniformes; Cyprinidae. The record is from RefSeq and is a predicted model, not a curated record. The transcript has 9 exons. Gene Ontology annotation, cellular component: nucleoplasm; ribonucleoprotein complex. Gene Ontology annotation, biological process: regulation of RNA splicing. Gene Ontology annotation, molecular function: RNA binding.
UAGUUGACGUAAUACUGUCCUCUGAUGCCGCAGGUCAACGUGAUUUUUUUUGGGAAGUCAGGGUUUCAGCUAAAUUUUAAAUUGAAGUUCUGUACAUUACAAGAUGUCUGUAUUGAGUAGGAGCGCGCUUUUGUUGUCUUUUGUUCGCUGUAUCAGGAGAAAGCAGCGGCUACCGUGCGUGGAUACUCUAAAUUAUAUUAAAACUGCGCAGUUUGCACUAGCACGAGGUCGAGAUGUUCAUUCGUCGCCAGCGAGAUAUUUUGCAGAUCAUGAAGUCAAGCAUCCGUGGACAUUAUAUCACCGAAGACUAUAUUCUGAGGCACCACCUGAUAACGACGAGUACCCACCAUUACCAGAAUACAUCGUGUAUGAGGAGCCCAAAGCAAAGGAAGUGUUCAUCAUCCAGGCCAAGGGAUUUCCUUGGUCAUGUACCGCAGACGACUUGAUGAACUUCUUUUCUGAUUGUAGGAUCCGAGGUGGAGUUGAGGGAAUCCAUAUAAUUCACAACAAAAAUGGCAAAUCGACCGCACAGGCGUUUAUUGAGCUGGAGCACGAGGAGGACAUUUGCAAAGCAUUGAAUCUGCACAAACACUACCUGGGACAACGCUUUGUUGAAGUGUAUGAGGUAACAAACAAAGACGCUGAAGCCAUAUUAAAAGCGUCCGUGCAGUUUACAGAGUCCGAUGGAGUGGUGCGACUCAGAGGGCUUCCCUUCAGCUGCUCAGAAAAAGACAUCAUUCGCUUUUUCUCUGGGUUAGAGAUUGUGGAAGAUGGAGUUACAAUAGUCCUGGACAGGAAAGGGAGAAACUCAGGUGAUGCCUUUGUGCAGUUUUCCACGAAGGAAAUGGCUGAAGAGGCCUUAAAGAAAGACAGAGAAGUCAUGGGAAACAGGUAUAUUGAGAUUUUCCCUAGCAAGAAAAGCGAGAUUCAUGUCCAGUAUAGGCGGCGGUGAGAUGAAAUACCAGCAUCACGCACUGAGAGCACAUCACACACAAUGAAAGCAGCAAACAGUAGCUUUAUAUCAACAACACAAAACUUCAUUCAUAUGAGAGGUCUGCCAUAUGAUGCCACAGGAGAAGACAUUGUAAAGUUUUUUGCUCCUAUCAGACUGGUGAAGAUUGUUGUAGAGUACGACCCUGACGGACGACCCACCGGUGAGGCAGAGGCCUACUUCAGAACACAUCAAGAUGCCGUUUUAGCCAUGUCCAAAGACAGAGAGUAUAUAAGUAAGCGAUAUAUUGAGCUGUUUUUGAAUUCAUCAGCAUCGAGGGAGAAACAAUAAGAUGAACGUAAACUAUUUAAACUGUCUUCAUGCACUGCGUCCUGGCUUAAUGGAAGUGAUUCAGCAUGUAUUACAAGAAUACAUAAAACCAACAUUAAAAAGAA